This is a messenger RNA of Monodelphis domestica (gray short-tailed opossum), 4250 nucleotides long. Its product is annotated as putative E3 ubiquitin-protein ligase TRIML1. Lineage: Eukaryota; Metazoa; Chordata; Mammalia; Didelphimorphia; Didelphidae. The record is from RefSeq and is a predicted model, not a curated record. Gene Ontology annotation, molecular function: protein binding.
GUUGCCUCCCUGCCACUCCACAGUGGCUCUGGCAAGCCAGACUGGGCAUGCUCAGCAGCCGGGCAGGUUUUUUUUGGCCGCCAGUGGGUAGGCAGCUCUUGCUCUCCCGCAGCCUGCAGCAUGCAGCCGGUGCAUCCCUGAGGAGGAGGCGGCGGUGGCGGUGGCGGCGGCGCACCGAGAAGGCGAUCUGGGCACCGGCCGCUCGCAAUGUGAAUAUGCUUGGGAUGCUACAAAGAAAAGCUCUUUUGUGAGCAAAACCAAAAGCUAAUCUGUGAUUCCUGCUUAUUAACCCAAGAGCACAAGGAUCACCAAGACCUUCCUUUGCAAAUGGCUGCUGACAAGUGCAAGAAGAAACUUGAGGAGACACUGAAUGUCUUACAUGAAAAGGAGGAGGAGUUGAAAGCAGAAUACAAUGAUAUGGGAAAACAAGAGGAAUACUUUAAGAAGGAUACCGACUUUUAUAAAAAGCUAAUUAGAUGUGAAUAUAGAAAAAUGCACGGGAUCAUAUACAAUGAAGAAAAUAGAAACUUGCAAAACCUGGACCAGGGCAUAGAAGACAAACUGGCAAAAGUCGAAGUAAAUAAGGCCAAACUGUCCCCACAAAUUCAACACGAUAACGAGAAGAUAUUAGAAGUAGAGGAAAGUUUGGGUGAGUCCCCUGUAAAAAUGCUCCAGGAUAUGAAAGGCAUCCUGGAAAGGAAUGAGGAGCUGCAACUUCAAGAUACGGAGACUGUAAACCUCACUUAUACAACUUACCAGAUGACUGGUUUAAAAGAAAUUCUCCGGAGCUAUCAAACAGGUAUCACAGUGGAUCCUGCAGACAGACAGACUUCAACUUAUUAUACCUGAACAUUUUAAGAGUUUAAAGUAUAGGCUUGACCCUCACAACCAGCCUGACAACGAAGAAAGACUUGACUAUUUUGUUACUGUGUUGGGGACUGAGACCUUUACCAGUGGCCAACACUACUGGGAAGUAGAUGUGGAAGGUCAGACAGAAUGGGUACUUGGAAUCUGUGAGGAUUCAGUCAGCAAAAAUGAGAAUCUCUCCAUGUCAUCUGAAGAUGUAAAAGCCACAAUAGGCUCAAAAGUUAACAAUCAAGCACUCUUCUGGAGUUCAGAAGGUUGCUUUUAUUGGAUAGCUGCAAAUAAGUUGGGCAUUUUCCUUGACUAUGACGAGGGCAACAUUACUUUUUAUAAUGUUCAGAAAAGAAUGUUAUCUUUAGUUUCCUAAAUUCAGCUUUCCGAGGGCCCGUUCGCCCUUUCUUCUCUACUUCCCUUGUUAAUAAAGGAAGUUCCUCUUGCUCACCCAUUACCUACCCCAGCAACAGUCAGAAGACACAUGCUACUUACUCUUAGAAACUGAAUGAGAAGUAAAUAAGAUGACAACGAACAUGUCUUUCCAUUAAUUUGAACUUGUUGAAGUGAUGAUUUUCCAACCCAAUGCAAAUAAAGUCUAUUUUGUUCAUAUUUGGUACGCCUCCCUUCACAUCAGUGCCCGGUGGGCUUCACCUCACUGUCAUUUCCGAGAGUAUCAGCAAUUCUCGACCAAACCAGUCAACGCACAAAGUUAGUAUUUUCUUAAAACCAAUGGAAUUGCAUAUGCUAUACAAACACUGUAUAUUUCUAAGAUGGAAACAUUUUAUACAUGUGAGUGGGUGUUUUACCCAGGUUAUCUUCCAUGUGGAUUGCAUGUUAAACCCUUUGAGUCAUUAUUGAUCUCACCAAAGAAGUCCUGUUUGAUACCAGUGCUUAAAACAUCUAGAACAAUGCCGUUUAUUGCCUAAUUUUCUGGAGUACAAGUCAUUGGGGAAAAAUUUCAUCUACCUUUUGGACUCUACAGCGGACCUCCAUGACAAGCCUAUCUUUAGCAAGAAUAUGCCUUGAGUAUAGGCCUAUUGCCUGGAACAUGACUAUUUCCCAGAGGGCUACAGGAAAAUGAAUUGUGGGUAUAAGUUGCAACACCUAACCUAUAAGGAAUUACAAAGGAGAACAUGUCUCCAUGGAGUAGAGGACUGAAAAAAGUAGACUGGUAACUAGCAACAUCAAAAACAUGACAAGUUGAAGAAUUUUCCUAUCAUGAUGAGUGGAUCACCUCAGACUAAAAUUAUAGGAGAAUAUAGACAAGAAUCACAGAAAAUUGUCUUGCUAAAUGUGUAGUGAUCUCCAUUUUCAGAAAAGUGCUCAUGUGACUGAAACCAGAAAUGAACAAAUGUAAAUUAUUUUAGAUCCAACAAUGCCUUCUUAGACUCUCACCAGUCACUACCCUUCAGGAAAUAAAUGAAUUGUGAUGGGGUUUCAGGAAUUGCUUCUAUCUUCAAUCCAGUUUUGAAAAGCCCAUCAGGAUUAGGGAACAGUUGUGUGGAGUGCUAUGACUGGAAUCAGGAAGACCUCACUUGGAAUCUGACCUGAAAUACUAAUUGGGUGACUCUGGAAAAGUUACUUCAAUGCUAAUUGCCUUACUUGGCCCAACUGUAAAAUUGGAAAAGUAACACCUCCUUCUAAGAGUUGUUGAGAGCACCCUAUGAGCAAAUAGGUGUAAUAAUCUUAGUAGCACAGUAUGUGGCACAAAGUAAGCAAUAUAUAUCAUGCUUAUACCUUUCUCUUGCCUUCUCCAUUAGGGACUUAGAACAUUUCCCAUCUUAGAAAGUUGUUAGUGUGAGCAAAAUGUCUUCUGUAAUAAACCCAGAUAUGUUAUUCUAUUUCAUUUUUCUUGUUAGAAUAUCUGAAUACCAUUAACGGCUAUAUUAACAAAAAGUUCAUGUCAAAAUUAGUGGUUCUCUCUAUCUCCAUCACUAUUUUUUUAUAUGUACUUCAAGAAGCCUCAAAAUGGUUCCUUACUCUCUUCCUUAUCACCCUCCUGCCUUCUUUCUUCACCCCUCCUACUCUUCUCUACCUUUCUUCUUGCCACCUAACUUUCUACUUCCUCUUUCCCCUCCCUUUUCAUCUUCCCAUUCCUAUUCCCAACUGCUGCCCUUCCUACACCUGCAUCUACCCAGAAGUUACUAAGAAAGUCAAACACCCCGAAAUCUGAAUUCAGGAUCCCCCCUUCUCCUUCAAAAUAAAAACAGAAUACAAUUAGCUUUUCUCAGACAAACAGGGGUUGGAUGGGGAGGAGUAUGAGUUACCCAGCCAGAGGGGAAAUCCAGCCUCCUUUUUUUCAAGGUCAGAAAUAUGUAUUUCAACAAAGCAUUAAUGAGCCUCUGGUUAUGUUCCUCCUCUGUCCAACUUUGGAAGACAGUACCUGCAGGUGUGAACACAAAUUCCUGAUGGACAACAAAAUAGUCCUGAGUUCUUCAAAAGGAGGGAUCUAAUGGGGCACAGACACAAUUAAGUUCUAACUGUGUCAGCGAGCAGCCAGACAAAGCUAAAUGAAGAUCAUACAGGCUUUGAAAAGAAUUUUCCUAAAUCAGAGGAGAUAUUUACAAAGACAACCCGUUUGGUGACUAGAUCUUACUAAACCAGAAAAUCUCCAAGCAAGGUAAUAGGAAAGUACAAAAGAAGGAGACAUUUGAGAUUUCCGAAAGAUGUUUUUCAAAAUAAAUUUUGGAUGGGGCUGACCAUUUUUCUUGCUUCUCCAAUCCUUCUUUCCUUUCUAGAAAGAAAUGUUCAGCCUAGCCAAGAGGAACAUCAAACUGAUCUUCUAGGCACCCCAGCCCUCAAAGAGGGGUGCAAUAAAUUGGUUCUUUUAGACAUCCUGGGAACAACAUAUUUGGUCUAGGCCAGUGAAGGUGAACCCAUGGCACACAUUCCAUAAAGGGUCCACAAAGUCUUCUCCAUUUUCCUACCCUACCAGAGUUUGUUAUUAGAAAGCCAGAAGGACUUGGGGCAGAGUUCCCCCUUUCCAGGAGACUGAGGACAUUCCUCCUGUCACUUGCCCCCCUACUCAGAAGCCCAAGGGGAGGUCUUCCUCCUUCCCUCUCUGGAGUAAGGGGGAAUAGAAUGGUGGGGGGUGACAGGGCAAGGUAUUUGGUCGGAGGAGGGGAGGGGCAUGGCACUCCAUCUCUAAAAGGUUUACCAUCACUGAAAUAGAAUUGAUAUGACCUCAAGCAAGUCAUUUCUUUUUCUGGAUCUCAGUCUUCUCAUCCUUAAAUUAGAAGAGGGUACUCAUGUUUUCUAACUUUAAAUCCUAUGUGAGGUUUAUUCUCCCCGUCCAAGUUGGAUCUUGGUUAAAAGUUUAUACUAGUAAAUUGUUGAAAAUUUACUUGAAAAUUAUUGAAAAUUGAUUAUUUUUAAUAAAAACAAUAAGCACA